Molecule: messenger RNA, 1815 nt
Organism: Plectropomus leopardus (leopard coralgrouper)
Lineage: Eukaryota; Metazoa; Chordata; Actinopteri; Perciformes; Serranidae
Source: RefSeq, a predicted model, not a curated record
AUGGUGUCCCUGUUACCAGGUAAACUGGUUGGUCAGCAGGUUAAACGAGGAUGGGACGACCGCACGCUGUCAGUCGAUCAGAUGACAGAGUUCAUCAACAACAAGCAGAGAGACCCGCGGCUCAACGAAAUCCUCUACCCGCCUCUCCGUCCUGCACAGACGCACUCUCUGAUGGAGCGCUUCCAACAUGACAAGGAGCAGCUGCAGCAAGGCGUCAUCUCUCUCCAGGCGUUGUCCAGUUAUCUGUCCAGUGACGAGAACGGAGUCAUCCCUCCAGAGAAACUGGAUCAGUCUGAAGACAUGAGCUUCCCCCUGUCACACUACAUCAUCAACUCAUCACACAAUACAUACCUGACAGCGGGCCAGCUGGCGGGGAGCUCCUCGGUGGAGAUGUACCGGCAGGUUCUCCUGGCCGGAUGCCGCUGUGUGGAGCUGGAUGUGUGGAAAGGAAGAACUGCUGAGGAGGAACCCGUCAUCACACACGGCUUCACCAUGACAUCGGAAAUCCCUUUUAAGGAAGUGAUUGAAGCUAUUGCAGAGUGCGCCUUCAAGACGUCACCGUUCCCCGUCAUCCUCUCCUUCGAAAACCACGUGGACUCUUUGAAGCAGCAGGCUAAAAUGGCUGAAUAUUGUCAGUCUAUUUUCGGAGAAGCACUGCUGAUUGACCCUCUGGACAAAUACCCUCUGGAGUCCGGCGUCCCUCUGCCGAGUCCGCAGGAGCUGAUGGGCAAAAUCCUCAUCAAGAACAAGAAAUCCCACAAACCCUCCAACAACACCGACACCAAACGACUGACGGACCAGCCUGCCAAUCAGAGCAACGAGCCGGUGUCUCCUAGCAACAACACCGGAGAGAUGGAGGCUGAGAGUGAGGAAGAUGAUGAUGAUGAAGAUGAUGAUUGUAAAAAGGGCUCAGCGGAGCGGGAGGCCGUGGCCACGGAGGAAAUGUCCACUCUGGUAAACUACGUCCAGCCGACCAAGUUCAACUCCUUCGAGGCUUCAAAGAAGGCGGCCCGCUGUUACCACAUGUCGUCUUUCGUGGAGACCAAAGCUUUGGAGCAUCUCACAAAGUCACCAGUGGAGUUCGUAGAAUAUAAUAAAUCCCAGCUGAGUCGCAUCUAUCCGAAAGGAACCCGAGUCGACUCGUCCAACUUUAUGCCUCAACUUUUUUGGAACGCCGGCUGUCAGCUGGUGGCUCUAAACUACCAAACUAUAGAUCUGUCCAUGCAGCUGAACCUCUUCAUGUUCGAGUACAACGGCCGGAGCGGCUACAGACUGAAGCCGGAGUUCAUGAGGCGGCCGGACAAACACUUCGACCCCUUCACAGAAAACACAGUGGACGGCAUCGUAGCCAACACCCUCUCUGUGAAGGUGAUUUCGGGUCAGUUUCUGACUGAAAAGCGGGUGGGUGUGUACGUGGAGGUGGACAUGUUCGGACUCCCCGCAGACACCAGGAGGAAAGCGCUGAAGACCAAAACCUCCCAGAACAACAACGCCGUCAACCCCGUGUGGGACGAAGAGCCGAUUGUCUUCAAAAAGGUGAUUCUUCCGACUCUGGCGUCUCUGAGAAUCGCUGCUUUUGAGGAAGGAGGGAAGUUUAUCGGCCAUCGGAUUAUUCCGGUGUCUGCCGUCAGACCAGGUAGAUACUUCAAAAUCCAGCAAACCGGGCACAAAGUGACACACUUCACCCUCCUCACCCUCCUCACCCUCCUCACCCUCCUCACCCUCCUCACUUUGGGUCAGUCAGAGGGUUUCCUGUCCGCCCGUCAGCCGUCAGCGCUGCGUUUACUGUUGUCAGAGCGUCGGAGCGCCACGUGA